CUCCUCCUCCUCCAAUCGCAGAGAGCGGAGGCGCGCACCUUCCGCUCCCGCCGUCGGCAGCGUCCGAGCCCGCCGCUUCGCUCAGCCCGUUAGCCGCGGCCGGAGGUGCCGCGCGAGCCUCCCUUGCUAGCCGAGCUCUCCCGGGGCAGCAGGUGCGCGGUGGCGCGACUCCAGGCUCGGCCGCGACUGGCGGGCGGUUCUUCCCGGGAGGGUCCCGGCGGCGCAGCGAGCGGGAAAGCAGCUCCGGCCAAGGGCCGCCAAUUCGCGGGGCGUCGUGCCGGCCGCCUCCCUCGCUCCCCGCGCCCGGAUGCGCCCCCGGCGGAAGCCCCGGCCAGCCGCGGUGCGCGCCUGAACGAGGCGGGCAGCUGCGCCGGCGAGUCCCGCUCAUCUUCCAGGCAUCGGAGGUGUUGAUGGGGAAGAGGUCGGAUGACCGCGGGGACUGUGGUCAUCACCGGCGGAAUAUUAGCAACUGUCAUACUACUGUGCAUUAUAGCUGUUCUCUGCUACUGCAGGCUCCAGUACUAUUGUUGCAAGAAGGAUGAGUCGGAAGAGGACGGCGACGAGCCCGACUUCCCUGCAGAUUCGCAUAUCCCCCCCCUGCACUGCAACCGCAACGUGGCUCUGACCAACGGCCCUUCCUUGUACCGCUCCCCCUACAAGGAGCCCUCCCAGUCCCGGACUGGCUGCCCCAACUGCUCCCAGUAUGAGCCUCCAACGUUCUUCCUGCAGGAGCCCGAAGAGGAGGUCCGCAAUGGGGGCGACCUGGUCAAUUACAAGGCCAUCAGCCAAGAAGACCUGGAGCUGCCCAUCGGCUUGAGCGGCGGCCUCCAGGCCCUCAACCCCAACCGACUCUCCGCCAUGCGUGAAGCCUUUUCCCGCAGCCGCAGCAUCAGCACGGAUGUCUGAUCGGCCUGGCCCCCUCAGCUCCAGGCUUGGCCAAAGGCUGAAGGUACUUCUGCUUCCCAGCCUCUUCCUCUCUAGUCUUGUAUAAAUGGGGCCAGGAGCACGGCUGUCUUAGUAGAGAUAUCAGUUUUCUAAACCCCGGUAAAAGCAGCUCUUCCUUUCUUCCUGUAGGUGGGUUUUUUGAUACAGGACAUCCUUUUGUAUGAAUGUGCAAACUGGUUUGCCACUUUUCAGCCUGUGCAAGGUGUUGCCUCUGCUUUCCCUGAUUGGGGUGGGGGUGGGGGUGUAGGAGGCUGGAACUGAGCCAGAGCCAGAUGUGUCUUUGCAAAUUGCUUAGUGCAAAUCCAACUAUUCCCCUCUUUUCUGCAGUGUCCCCACCAUCCAUUCAGUCUAGUCUAUGAAAUCCACCCCGAGGCCUUCCUUUCCCCGCUUGCUGUCGAAGAGGUAUUUUUUAAUAUGACAGAAGAAACGUACCAGAAAUGUGGCAAGGACUGCUGUCCACUAGGUUCAGCUGAGAUGAGCUCAGCUUUAGUUUGAUUCUUGCUUGCCUCUGCCGUGCUGGUCCUAGCCUACUUUUUGUUGCUCAACUGAGGACCAUGAAAGUGUUUGGGUGGCAUCUGUGAGGGGGGGGGAGGACUUUCCCAUUUUUGAACAUGACGUUGCCUGCUGCAGGACUUCCUUUAUCUCACCUGCAACCAAAAGCAUCAGUGUUUUUGCCAACCAAACUGAAGACGACUGCAGUGCUCUGGGCCCCAGGCCUCUUGUGCUUUCUUCUAUUCCAGCUUCCCCCCCGAGUGUCCAGGAGGCAGAUGCAUGGGGAGGGUAGGCUCCUGCGGGCCCAGAGGCGUUCCUUUUCUUUGGGACAGACAGGCUGCAGCUUGGAGCUCUCAGAAUUAAAAUUUAGUGGAGCGACGUUCAUAAUGGUGACCUAUUAGGGAAGGCAGCUUCCUCAAAAUUGGAAAGUCUGGCUAGAUGGGAUAUCAGCUGGGAGACAGACUUAAAAGACAGCAGGUUGGACGGCCUUCAGAGAUGGAGGAGGCUAGUCCACCCCACUGCUCCCCCAGGCUUUUGGAUCUGGAGGCAGCAGAGGGAUGGAGACCACCCAUGGUGCCCAAAGGAAAAUGAUUCCCCUGUAGGAUCUGACAGUGUGUUCAGGCAGCUUGUAAAACUGGCAUUCCCAAGUCACGUACUGGGGAUGAAGGGAAAACAGA
Crotalus tigris (Tiger rattlesnake) is the source of this 2114-nucleotide messenger RNA. RefSeq names its product family with sequence similarity 163 member B (gene FAM163B). NCBI's taxonomy places the organism in Eukaryota, Metazoa, Chordata, Lepidosauria, Squamata, Viperidae. The record is from RefSeq and is a predicted model, not a curated record. The transcript is spliced from 3 exons. Bases 427 to 906 code for a protein of 159 amino acids.